UCAGUAGCUGGAGGUUACAACCGUCAACCGAGCUCAUACGAGAGUCGUCAACGCAUCAUCCCCUACCUCACUUCCCGGCACCAGCACUCCACCCGAAAUAUCCACCAGCCUGUCAAGUAACGGAAAGCGAAUCUUUUGUUACUAUCGUUGCGUGACUUUCAGGGCUGAGAUUGAUUACCUGUCUCGACAUAUCAACAUCUCAACUCAGCCCGGUCUUCUUAAGCUCCACCACCUAUUGCUAUCGAAGAAAUCCGGUCCCUGGUUCAUAGAACGUGCAUUUCACUGCCACUCAGCAAAAUGGCGCCUGGGGAAGGAUUGCAUGUCGACAAGACUAAGAUCAAGGAGGCGUUUGAUAUCUCUCACUUUGACAUAAACACCGUCAUUCGCGGCGCUCAGCUCACCCUGGUUGGAGCCCAUCGAGCCCUUCAGAAUCCCGCCUUAUUCACCAACGAUCACUACCGCCAGGUUGCAAUAGCCGUCGUGGCCGGUAUUGUCAUCCGGCUCGUCAUCGCCAUCCCCAUUUUUGGGAUCAAGAUAUUCAUCUGGUUUACUUCACUAUUCGUCUCGCUCGACUCCGUGACUUGGGAUGACAGCAUCGUCAACAGCCUCGAUUUUAUUGCUGAAUAUGUCCUCCAAGUCCCCUUCUUCCUCAUGGCCCUCAUGCGUUACGUAGUCCCGACACUGGACAACCUGUUCAUGCAGUCACUGCAAUGGGUAGACGCGACUUAUGUCCAGAAGCACAAGGAUGAAAACCCCUCCGACCUUCGAGACAUGUUCUAUCCUAAUCUCAAAAUGUACCGCGCAUUCGAUGGAAGCACUCAUUCCGAGAGCACCGCUCAGGCCGUAACCAUGUUUCUGUAUCGCUUCGUCCGUAAGGGCCUCAUCUCACUUGCUGUUUUCUCCCUGUCAUUCACGCCGGUCAUUGGCCGUUUUGUCCUUCCCGCUGCGAGUUUCUACACCUUCAACACCGCGGUUGGCUUAGGUCCUGCUUCGGUCAUUUUUGGAACUGGUCUGUUCCUCCCUCGACGCUACCUCGUCAUUUUCCUACAAACCUAUUUCUCUUCUAGAAGUCUGAUGCGAGAGCUUCUCGAGCCCUAUUUUGCACGAGUCCAUCUCACAAAGGAGCAGAAGCGCAACUGGUUCCGCAGUCGAGAAGGUGUCCUCUUCGGCUUUGGUUUGGGCUUUUAUAUCCUUGUCAAAAUCCCCCUUGUUGGCGUCCUCGUCUAUGGAAUUGCCGAGGCUUCCACUGCUUAUUUGAUCACCAAGAUCACCGACCCUCCCCCUCACCCUGACCAAAUGAAGGAGUAUGCGGCCAGCCAGCAAACAUGGACGAACAAGCACGAGUUUCUAGAUUUAUCCUUGGCAAACAUCGAUUCCCUGCAUAAGUCCAAGGCUUCGGGUAAGGACAAAUGAUGUCCUUCUGUCCAUGUCCAGUAGAGCUCCAAGGGUCUGACAAGAGGCGCCAACAACAAUUAUUCGAGUGUGGAAUGAAAGAAAGGACUAAAUCCACAUUCAAAGCACAUUGAGAUCGAGCAGCGAGUUCAGGGACAGAGACAAACGCAGGAAUACAAUUAAAAUGCAUGGCCGCGACGAGCAAGAGGAAGAACAUUUAUCAUGGGAAUCAGAGAUUGAGGAACGGCACUAUGAGCAAAAUCUCACUU
Molecule: messenger RNA, 1661 nt
Organism: Ilyonectria robusta
Lineage: Eukaryota; Fungi; Ascomycota; Sordariomycetes; Hypocreales; Nectriaceae
Exons: 4
Coding region: 298-1413 (371 amino acids)
Source: RefSeq, a predicted model, not a curated record